ACAGCUGCUGUGAUCAGCUGGUGAGUUUCCUUGUUAUUAUUUUGUGUCGAGCGUGCGAACACACAUCACACAACUGAUGUCAUGUGAUCCAUGUUGAUUCGGGAUACAUCUAGCUAAAAACAGCGUAUACAGUCACCAUCCACGAUCCACGACACGAUGAAGGAGUGGACGAUGGAAUGGCUGAGUGGCGUGUACAGCCGAAUGAACCAGGGGGUGACGUGGCGGGAGGUGGGCGUGUACUUGACAGUAGGGGGCAGCACAUGGUUGCUGUACAAGACACUUGUCAAGCCGUUCCUCUCCCCGCUCAGACAGAUACCUGGCCCCCCUUACAAGCCUGUCGUGGGGAACAUGUUUGAUGCCCUCCGAGCUGAAGCCAUGAGCAACACUAUAGAGUGGAUGACGACAUACAAGUCUCGCAUCAUCCGAUACUACUUCCUGUACGGCGAGGGGCGUGUCCUCGUGGCUGACCCUGACCUUGUCAAGUACAUCAGCGUCACCAACAGCAAGAACUAUGGCAGAGUUGGAUCGAGCAUCAACUUCCGGAGCCUGGCAAGGAGGUUUGUGUUGUUCAUGGAUGGAGACGAGCACCACGCCCUCAGGAAGGUCAUGAACCCUGCCUUCUCACUCAGCACUGUUGAAAGCUUCAUUCCAACGUUUGUGAAACGCGCAGAGGACAUUGUGGCCAUGUGGGAUGCGGCGGUCACACAGCAGGGUCAUGUGACUCAAGUGGACGCUCAGAUGACCAUGAUGAGGCUGACGCUGGACCUCAUCUGUGAGUGUGGGUUUGACUACCAACUGCACGCUGUGGAGAACCCAACAGCUGCUGGAGUCCAGAGUUUCCGACGGAUCCUGCAGGGCAGUAGACUCAGAUUGAUGCAGAUGAUUCCAUUCUUCCGUUCACUUCCGACCCAAGAGAACCGACAACUGUGGCAGGACAACAAGACGUUUGUGUCCGCCAUCACGGACAUGAUCAGCAAGAAGAGGACCCAGCUGGAGAACACACAACUUGGUCAAGGAGUGGAACAUAAGGGAGACCUGCUGUCCAUCCUGUUCCAGGCCAGGGAUGAGGACGGCAAGUCUCUCCAGGACAAUGUCAUCUUUGAUCAGAUUGCUGGCUUCCUGUUUGCUGGGUUUGAGACCACCAGCACCCUGUUGACGUGGACGUUGUUGCUGCUGGGGGAGCAUCCCGCUGUCCAGGACAAGCUGCGAUCAGAGAUCCGGUCCCUGCUCCCGUCCUCCUCUGGUCAGCUGACCAGCCAAACGCUUGACCAGAUGACCUUCCUCAACUGUGUGGUCAAGGAGUCCCUCAGGAUGUAUCCACCAGUGUCUAAUGUGUUCCGCCGGGCAAUUAACGAUGACAACGUGGGCGGCUACUUCAUCCCCGCUGGUACCAUCGUUGGCAUCAGCAUCGGGGGCCUGCACAGACUCCCCGAGAACUGGGAGGACCCCAACACCUUCCGCCCCGAGCGCUUCCUCCAGGAGAUCAACCCGUACAAGUUCCAGCCCUUCACCGCCGGCCCCUACAUGUGUAUCGGGCACCGCUUCGCCGUGACAGAAGCCAAGGCCAUCCUCGUUACCUUACUGAACAACUUUAAGUUUGACAUGGUUCCGGGCUAUAAAUACAGACGAGUGAGAUAUCUGACCAUACAGCCACACCCACCUCUGGUGCUGAAUGUGUCACGUGUGUGACCACACCCACUCGUAGUGCUCCAUGUGUUGUGAUAGCUGACCACAGCCACCCGUGGUGCUCCAUGUGUUGUGAUAGCUGACCACACCCACCUGUAGUGCUCCAUGUGUUGUGAUAGCUGACCACACCCACCCAUAGUGCUCCAUGUGUUGUGACAGCUGACCACACCCACCUGUAGUGCUCCAUGUGUUGAGAUAGCUGACCACACCCACCCAUAGUGCUCCAUGUGUUGUGAUUGCUGACCACACCCACAUGUAGUGCUCCACGUGUUGUGACUGCUGACCACACCCACCUGUAGUGCUCCAUGUGUUGUGACUGCUGACCACACCCACCCAUAGUGCUCCAUGUGUUGUGAUUGCUGACCACACCCACAUGUAGUGCUCCAUGUGUUGUGAUUGCUGACCACACCCACCUGUAAUGCUCCAUGUGUUGUGAUUGCUGACCACACCCACCUGUAAUGCUCCAUGUGUUGUGAUUGCUGACCACACCCACCUGUAGUGCUCCAUGUGUUGUGAUUGUUGACCACAUCAAUGUGUGAAGCCCAUUUGUGGUGUCUCCCACCGUGAUUUUGCUGAAAUAUUGCUAACAGUGGCGUGUGGCGUAAGGCCCAACUAACUCACUCAAAAACGGGUAUAAAAUAUGACUCACUCACUCACAUAACUGUCUUAUGCUGAAUAAUGAAAACAUUCAUUUAAUAGAAGGCCGAACCUGUAGACUUAGACAAAGUAUAUUACCCAGGUAUGUUAAUUUCUGUCACAGUGAUAUGACAAGAUGAUUUGUUUACUAACUCACAGAUUACUAAUGCUAAAGGGGACACGGGUGGCCCAGUCGUCUAAGGCGCCGCAAUUCGCUGUGCAGAGUUGCAUCCCGUGCUUGUGGGUUUCACCGAAGUGGUAAACGUCUGAGACCUGCAUCACUUCGGGCUUUCCUCACACAUUAAGCUGACUCGCCGUGAUAUAACUGGAAUACUGUCAAAAGCGGCGUAAAACCCAACUCACUCACUAAUGCCAAACAGUGUACCUUCAUGUGUAUUAUAUUUGUGUGGUGAAAUGAAAUUACAGAUUCCAUUUUACCCCAUGUCUUCAAUUUCUCAGGGAUGAUGAAUGUUUGUAAAUACACAACAUAUGCAACAAAUAAAAUAUUUAUUUCCAACA
Molecule: messenger RNA, 2841 nt
Organism: Haliotis rufescens (red abalone)
Lineage: Eukaryota; Metazoa; Mollusca; Gastropoda; Lepetellida; Haliotidae
Product: cytochrome P450 3A6-like
Exons: 12
Coding region: 157-1689 (510 amino acids)
Molecular function (GO): iron ion binding; oxidoreductase activity, acting on paired donors, with incorporation or reduction of molecular oxygen; heme binding
Source: RefSeq, a predicted model, not a curated record